Messenger RNA from Parascedosporium putredinis, 1368 nucleotides. The record is from the annotation of a GenBank genome assembly. NCBI's taxonomy places the organism in Eukaryota, Fungi, Ascomycota, Sordariomycetes, Microascales, Microascaceae.
AUGAUCGAAAAAUACAACAUACGCGACUACCCUGAGUGCGCAGCGAGCGGUUUCAUCAAGGUCCACCAACUUAGGGACCACAUCCUAGCCCAAAGCGAAAUCUUGCCUCGGGAUAGGGAGAGACGCUUCAUUCCGCCGAAGGAACAUUUUGAAUUCGUGGAAGAGCAGCAAGAGCUCCUGGCAAUAGCUGCGGUGUGUGCGGAACCAACUCCUCCCCCAGGGGUACCCGAAUUCCUCAAGGACAUCUUGAAUCAUGACGGGAGUGACAACGGCCAUAGCGCUAGGGACAGAGCCAUGGAAAAGGAUGAGUUUUCUAGACAUCAUGACAGGCACAUCUGCGACUCCAACCCACGGGAAAUAUACGACGAGUCUCUCAGCGGAGAGCCUUUCAGGGACAAUACUAACUCGCCGGCACUACAAGUCCUUAAAUACAGCUGCCGCACCCUGUUCAACGUGGACCUGGACGCAACCGACGAAUUAGAGCAGUUCGAACAAGAUAAUUUAGUCGAGAUUGUCGAGGAUUUCGUAGAACAACUCAAGAAUACCUUCGAUGCAACGACGAGCUGGACGAAUCAGCAGACGUCAUCAUCUACACAACAACGGAGUGAGACUCGAUCUGGCCCAAAGGCUCUCAGGGAGCACCUACGCGACCACCACAAGCGUGUGGAUGGAGCACUGUUCGUUUGUGUCCGAUGUUUCCAAGGCUUCCGCGACAAGCCCAGUCACGACCAACACGCCCGGGAGGAUCCCCUUUGUAUAAUAGAGGAUUGGAAAGCGCACCACAAGCUUGGCUUAGAGGGCUCGCUGUUACCACGCCCCAGCGGUUCUCCUGAGGAGCAAUGGCGGGAAAUCUGUUGUUCCGUCCUGAGGUCCGCUGACGCUAAUGUAUCACCAGAUUACGCAGCUGUCAUCGAACACUUCGAGCUGUCUCAAGAGCUUUACAGGGGCAUUCCGGACCUCAUCUCGUCUAUCCUCGGCACUGAAACAUACAUGUAUACAUCGCAUGACAUAGGAAAGUUCUUGGAAUGGAGAGAAGAAAAGUUCCAACUCGGGCAACAAGAAGGGUCCCCAGAAGAAUCCGAUCUUCCCUCUUCCGAGCUAGCGAAUGGGCAGGUUUUGCGCGUGUUUAGCAUUAUCCGAGAACAUUACAACAAGGUCUUCGCUGGUCUCGAAGAAAGUAGGAAAGCUAUGCCCUACGAGAACAAUCAGAGCAGAGACCGGGGAGGUGUGAAGUCCCGGCGACCCGGUGGUGCCGUCGAACGAGGCAUCCCAACACCCAUGUCUGACCAGAGCCCAUCUGCUUUAACACCUGGGAUGUCGAGCGAUGGCAAUGGAGAGUAUCACCACCGGAGCAAAGGCCAAAGCUAG